Messenger RNA from Paramecium primaurelia, 2751 nucleotides. The record is from the annotation of a GenBank genome assembly. NCBI's taxonomy places the organism in Eukaryota, Ciliophora, Oligohymenophorea, Peniculida, Parameciidae.
AUGUGCAAACGACUUUUUAGAUGCUUUGGUCUUUUUUCUGAUUCUCAUUUAGAUAAAAAACCCUAUACCUAAAUAAAUUACAAGAGUGACUUCUAAGAAAUAAUAGAAACUCGUUUAAUAGAAGUUAAAGGAUGCUUAAGCAUAUUGAAAUAUUAUGCUAAAAUAGGAUUUCAAGCCUUUUUAUACCUUUCUAGUGUUCUAGAACUUAUCUUUACAUUAAUUUAUAGCUCAUAUAAUAACAUUACUGAUGAAACUGUAUACUAUGAAAUCUGUUAUAAUUUAUCAAUAAUUUUAUGUGUUUCAAUUCAUAGUGGAGUUUGGAUGUAUACUUAUCAUUUCAAAAAAGUUGCUUAAAAUAGUAUAUUUGUUGAAAUUACUAAUUAUAUUUAUUAUAUGCUUUUUGGAAUAUUAAGUUAUUUUAAAUUAGCUCCAUUUAUUAUUUAUUACAACAGAGAUUAAUCAAUUAAACAAUUCUCAUUCAGUUAAAUUAAUAAAUACUAAAUAUUGAAUUAUGAAGAUAAAAAAAGAAAUCCAUGUAGGCUUUUUAAAGAUAGAAAAAAACCUGUCAAUAUCUUUAGGGAUCUCAUAUUCCAUCGAGUUGCUCUCCUCUCUAUGAUGAUAAUGAUUACUUUUUAAACAAUUCCUUAACUAGUUAUAUAAGGCUUAUUUAAUUAAUUAAAAGGAUCAUGGGAUGGAUUUAAUAUUUUUUGUUAUGGAUUAUUAGGAAUUAAUUUUAUUAAUUUCUUUUUUGAAUUUUAAUUCAUCUUAUAUUCCAAAUCUAAUAGUUAAUUGCAAACAGAUAUAAAUUAUACAUUUACAUUAAAAGAUAUCGAAUUAAAAUUCAUUUAAGAAACAAAAUAAUUAAUAUAAUCUAAUUUUAAAUAUUUAGCAUUUGUUAAAUCAUGUUAUUUUCAUAUUAAUCUAAGUAAAUUCAGCCCUUAUCAAAAGAAAAGAUCUAUGAUUUAAAUAAUAGGUUUCUUAUUAAAGUAAAAGCAAUAUUAAAACAUUUAAUUUCAUUUUAUUGAUAAAUAUGAAUAAGAUACUUUGCAGUAUUUAGCUAAUUGUUUUAAAUUCAUUAAUGUAGACAAAAUAUGUCUUUUAUAUCAUGAAGAAAAUAGUUUAGUACUUUUGAAGGAUAUUUUUAAAAGUAUCCCAAAUCUAAAAUUUUACCCUUAAGCCUUACAAUAUUUUGAUUAUUUAUGGUUGGUUAAAGAUGCUUAUGAAGAAUAGAACAAUAAAUAAGAAAUACAAUUUAUUGGAAAUCCAAAAAUAACUGUAGGUUGGUAAGAAGCACAAAAAUCUUAAUUUAUUAUAAAUGAGUAUAUAACAAUUUCUAAAGAAUUUUAAGAGCUGAUUUCCAACUUCAAAAAACGAAGGCAAAGUGACUUAAACAAAAUUUUUAAUUCAGCAAAUGACACAAUAAAUGCUUAUGAUAAAACUGAUUUUUUUCUAGAAUCAGUUGGCGAUAAUUACUGUCUAUAUAAAUUGUACAGGUUUUAUCAUUAUUAAUGGAAAAAAUUGUAUUGUUAUUAAAACUAUAUAAAAACUGCUUGGGACUUUCUACUAUAAAUUUUAUCUUUUGUCUAUGUCAGUGUUUAUGAUAAUACUUUUACAAAGGCAAUAUUAGUCUUAGCUAUUAUGAAUGUUGUCUAUUAGAUUUUGUCAUUUACAAUAUUUUAACAGGUUGUAUUUAAAGCUUUUUCAAUUUAAACAUAAUUGAGUCUUGUUUUAAUUUUUACUGUAAGUGCCAUCACAUAAGUAUGGGAAGUGUUUGAAUCAGUUUUAAAAAAAGAUUUGAAACAUUUUGCUGGAGUUAAUAGAUAUUUUGGUUCUUAAACAUGUAAUAAAUUCAAAUAUUAUGCCUCAAAACUUAAAGGGAAUGUAGCUAAUUAAAUAUUUAAUUUUGAAGACUAAUUUUAAAUAAAAGAUGACUUAAAAAUUUCACCAUAAUUUGAAGCUAUAAUGUGGAGAAUAAAUACUGAAGAUGUUUACAAUAAAAUAGCUUAGAUCUUUCUAUAUAUUUUAUCAUUAUAAUAUGACCAUCUUGAUGCAGUUUGGGCUAUUGCUUUCAUCAAACUACUUUUAGACACUAUUGAGAGAUUAAUAGAUUUAUUAGAAGUUAUUAUUUUAGAUUAUUUGAUUCCAGCAUUAAUUUUGAGCAAAGUUUCAGUCGAUUAAUUUUACUCAUCUAUGUUUUAUUUAAAUACAAUAUCAAAGUAAAUAAUAUUGGAACAUCCUAAAUCUUUUUCAAUUAUUUCAAAAGUAGAGUUAUAUCAUUCCCAAGUACACAAUUGCAAAAUUAAUUUGAAAACAUUAAAUUACUCUCAGUACUAUGGUUUAAAAAAAAUGAAGAUGUUAGCUUAUUUUCAAAAAGGACUUCUUAUUAUAAAAAGUAUUUUAGAAAUUGAUUAGGCAUAAAGAUUGUUUUGUAUGGGAAGCGAAUUAGAUGAUUUAAUAAGUUGUUUAAAAGUGAGUCAAAUCUAUUAAUUAAAAUUGAAUUAUUAUUUAGAUGAAGUAAAUCCAAUCCAUAUUCCUCAUAUUAAUGUAAUUAUUAAAAUAGCCCAAAAGAAUUAAAGUUUUUGCAACUCUAAGUAGAAGCUACAAAUGAACAUUAAAUGGAAUUUUGCGUUAAAAGAAAGAAAACUCUUAUAGCUUUUUCAUACUCAUAUUUCUAAAUAAUUCAAUAAUAAAGAAAUAAUGAUGCUUAGGUAGAAAUCGAGAUAAAUUUAAAUAUAAAUGAGAAUUUUUUGA